Messenger RNA from Wasmannia auropunctata (little fire ant), 1061 nucleotides. RefSeq lists its product as uncharacterized. Gene Ontology annotation, biological process: base-excision repair; nucleotide-excision repair; double-strand break repair via homologous recombination. The record is from RefSeq and is a predicted model, not a curated record. Gene Ontology annotation, molecular function: single-stranded DNA binding; damaged DNA binding. The coding region runs from base 421 to 768 and encodes 115 amino acids. The transcript is spliced from 3 exons. Gene Ontology annotation, cellular component: DNA replication factor A complex; nucleus; site of double-strand break. NCBI's taxonomy places the organism in Eukaryota, Metazoa, Arthropoda, Insecta, Hymenoptera, Formicidae.
AUAUAAUAUAUAAACAGCAUAUAUACCUAUAUAUGUUAUGAGAUUAUAGAUUGUACAUUUAUUUUUUAUUGGACAAAUGAUUGAGUUUAACAAAUCAAAGAGACAAUUGUAAUAUGUAUAAAAGUAUACUCAAUAAAUUGCUGACACUAGGUGCUAAGUGAAUGUUUUGUCAGGAAGAAACUCACUCGAUAACCUCGACGUUCCACGACAUUGUUAUAUGUAGUUUUGGACUUUCUGCGCAUGUCACGCAAGCGUGCCAUGUGUCGCUUCCGAUUUGAUCAGCUGUCGUUUGGCGCCAACCUUCAGUCUUCACUUUGUUUGCUCUCUUGUGCUUUUGUUUGCCGGCGUUUCGCGCUGUAAUUUUUUGCAUAUUCUCGCGAAGUGUCAAUUGCUCAAAGAUACGUCGAUUAACGUGCGAAAAUGUCAGACGUACGUAUUCUGGGUAAGCGAUUAGGGCAACGCAUCGGUCAGGAGGCGAUCGUGCUUGGCAAAAUCACGGAGAAAAGUUCAGAUGGUAGGAGCGCAGAGUUAACGACGACGGAUGACGCUCGAAUUAACGUGGUGUUUCCUGAGCCGCUCGAUAACAACAUAGCGGACUACAUAGAGGUGCACGGUACGAUAAAGUCCAAGUCCACCAUGUCCUGCAGUUUCUUUAUAUGUUUCCCUUCAAACAUGACCAAGGACUUCGAUGCAAAUGGCUACAAUACAAUGCUGAAUGUGCGCUGCGCAGCGGGGAAUCAGUUAGAGGGAGUGUUCUACGGAGAUUAAGAAAAUACAGAGCUUCAAGGAAUUUACAUAUACAAAUUGUUUACUAUGUUUUACUUCGAUCCUUACAUUUCUUUUUUUUUUUUUUUUUUUUUUUUACAUUAGCGUAUAUAUUCUCUAACAUAAAAAUAUAACAAGGAAUGCUAUAAUAAAUGUAAAAGAAAAGCGUUCAAACAUGCAUUCCCUCGCGUCUGUAUAUAAAAUCGAUCUGGUGGGACCUAAUAAGUAUACAAAAUAAGUAUGCAACAUGCGAAACCUUAGAACUAUAAUAAAUAUAUUAUCUCAAUAUGUAUAAA